Molecule: messenger RNA, 645 nt
Organism: Cokeromyces recurvatus
Lineage: Eukaryota; Fungi; Mucoromycota; Mucoromycetes; Mucorales; Mucoraceae
Product: interferon-inducible GTPase-domain-containing protein
Exons: 3
Coding region: 1-645 (214 amino acids)
Cellular component (GO): membrane
Molecular function (GO): GTP binding
Source: RefSeq, a predicted model, not a curated record
AUGGGACAAGCAACUUCUUCACCAAAGUCACUCUCAUUUUUUCGUAAAGAUCCUGUAUCAAAUGAAUAUGAAGAUAUUUCAAAUAAAUUUACAAAGGCAACUGUGUCUACAUUAGCCGUGCCUGUCAUUAUUGUCGCUUAUCCAGUUUUAAAUGCUUACACUUUUCAUGAUUUAGAUAUUACUGGAUUUAAAAUUGUAGAUGGUGCUAUUGGAGGUUUAUUAGGUGUUAUUGGAUGGCCAUUGGCACCAUUUAUGGCAGUUUGGGGUGCACUUUGUAUGAAUUUUAAGGAAAGACCUUCUUUACCAUUACGAAUAAAAUCAGACAUUUUACAAAAGGCAGAACAAGAAAUCAAAUUGAAUACCACCUUAUUUUAUAAUAUUGCUAUUGUAGGAUGUUCAGGAACGGGAAAGAGCUCUAUUGUGAAUGCUAUUCGGGGAUAUAAAGAUACACAUCCUAAAGCAUCCAAAGUAGGAGAAGUUGAAACAACAGCAGUACCUAUACACUAUAUACAUCCGGAUUUAGCAUCUAUGGCUAUUUGGGAUAUGCCAGGUGUAGGCACAAAAAGUCAUUCUAGAGAUACUUAUUUUGAUGAUAAUUUUUUAUGUGCCUUUGAUUUAUUAGUUAUAGUAGUUGGUAAUAGGUAA